AUGUGUGAUUUUCGAACUUAUUCGCAUGAACUGCUAACCGAAUUUAUAGAAGCUUUCCGAAAUAACCCUUGUCUUUGGAAAAUUAGAAGCAACGACUACAAAGACAAAAAUUUGAAGCUUCAAGCAUACAAUAAUUUAUUAGAAAUUAUACGGAAGGUAGAAAGAGAUGCUACGAUUGAGAACGUCAAGAAAAAAAUUAAUUCAUUAAGGGCUGGGUUCCGAAAAGAACAUAAAAAAGUGCAAGAUAGCAAGAAGACAGGUUCAGGAACUGACCAGGUAUACGUGCCAAAAUUAUGGUAUUACAGUCAGCUUGAAUUUCUCAAAGAUCAAGGCCAAGGUGAACAAUCAACUGACAAUAUAGACAGCAGCGAACAGGAGACAGCUAAUGAUAAUGAAAAUACAUUUGAUGCUGAACAUAGUGAAAAUGAUACCCAGAGUACCAUUUGCAACGUGUCAUCACCUGUGACAUCUGCAACAUCUGUUGCUUCAUCUGCACGUCGUAAGCGACACGGCAAUGCCGCCAUUGAAGACACAAUAUCGUUAAUAGGUGUUUUCAAAGACUCUACAAUGACUGACCGUCACGUCUUUACGAGUCAAAAUAACCAUGCGAGACUUGAAGAAGCCCUUGAAUCUAUAGUAGCUGAUGAAAAUGAUGAUGCGCAGUACGUCGUUUUAUUGCCACCAGAUCCAGCUAUUAUUAGUGAUGAAAAAGAAGGUAAUGAAGAUGACUUGUCUUCUACAACUUUCCCGACGUACCGGGUACAGUUGAGGUAG
This is a messenger RNA of Parnassius apollo (apollo), 774 nucleotides long. The record is from the annotation of a GenBank genome assembly. NCBI's taxonomy places the organism in Eukaryota, Metazoa, Arthropoda, Insecta, Lepidoptera, Papilionidae.